UUUAAAUCAAAUGUUCCAUAAGGUCUACCAUUGGAAAAUGUAUAACGAUUUAGAUUUUUUUUACAGUGACAAUAUUUAUUUGUUAAUUUUCACUUAAAAUUUGGCGAACACGCGGUUUUGGAUUUUACUUGAGAGUUAAACCAUGUUCACUGCAGUAACGGUCUAUUAAUCUCUUGUACAGUACCAUCAGUUUAAAGACCAAGUGAUGGAUGUUCUUAAGCCUUCUGUAAUUUGGAUAGGAAAUCGGUGCUACCGCAGAAAUCCUAUGCUUCAAAGGGAGGGAAAUUUUGCAGAAGAAGAUUUUACAGAUGACAUCACAGAUCGAGUGUAUUGUGACGAGACGUGCGAUGAAUCUGUGGAUGUCAGGGAAACCAAAGAUGGCUUCACGGUCAGCAUGGACAUUCCGAGCGUGUUCUUCAAGUUCAUCAUAGGCAAGAAAGGAGAAACGAGAAAGAAUCUGGAGGCAGAAACACGCACACAGAUCAGAAUUCCAAAAUUAGGUCAGGAAGGGGAAGUUGUUAUUUUAGGUCACGAUAAACAAGGUGUUUGUUCUGCAAAGACGCGGGUUGACGUGAUGGUGGAGACGGCGCGUCAGCGAGAACCCUUCACUCACUUCCUGUCCCUCCCCAUCAACAGUGAUCUCGUCCGAAUUAAGUUUGAUGAUUUUAAAGAUGACAUCUUACGCGAAUGUGAUGGGGACCGAGGCCUGGACCGAACGAUUUUCCAGAAUCCAUUAAAACUGCAUCUGACGGCUGGAACCUUGGUGCUCCUCACAAAGAAGGAAAUACAGAAAGCCGUGGAUGUCCUGCAGCAGUGUCAGCAAGACCUUGUUGAACCUAUACUGAAGGGCGAAGGACUGCACUACGCGGUGAAGGGACUGGAGUACAUGAACGACGACCCCAACGCUGUAGACGUGUUGUACGCCAAGCUGAUCAGUCCAGACGAGGACGACAGACUACAGAUUCUGGCUGACCAACUUGUGGACAAAUUCACUUCUCUGGGUUUGAUGCAGCACCAGUACGACCGUGUCAAACUUCACGUUACUGUGAUGAAUUCGCUGAUGCGUAAAGAACCAACAGCCGUAGAGAGAACAAGACAUGAGCGUGGUACGGGCUCGGGAAAACAAAGAGAAUCCUUUGAUGCAUCCAAAAUACUGAAGAAAUUUGGAAGCUACGACUUUGGAACUUACCAUUUUAACACGCUGCAUCUAUCACAGAGACACUCAUCCAGUCCUGAUGGAUACUAUACAUGUGCUGGGUCAAUUGCACUUCCAUGAUGCAAUUAACCUGGGAAUCUAAUUAAAAUUAGCUCCACUAUUACAUGUGGAUCUAACAGCAGCCCGUUGGAGCUCAUGUCCAGCUGACCUUUCAUUCGACCAAUCAAAACCUUACUUGCAAAAUCAUGCCAGUGAUUU
Messenger RNA from Gigantopelta aegis, 1414 nucleotides. RefSeq names its product activating signal cointegrator 1 complex subunit 1-like. The transcript has 8 exons. Bases 206 to 1276 code for a protein of 356 amino acids. Gene Ontology annotation, biological process: DNA alkylation repair; regulation of DNA-templated transcription. Gene Ontology annotation, cellular component: nucleus. Lineage: Eukaryota; Metazoa; Mollusca; Gastropoda; Neomphalida; Peltospiridae. Gene Ontology annotation, molecular function: RNA binding. The record is from RefSeq and is a predicted model, not a curated record.